CGUUGCUGGAUGUCUGAGCGGCUCAGCUCAGCGGGGAUCCGCCACAAAGCAGAUGCGAAGCCGGGAUGAGAUGCGAGUCGCUGCCCUUUGUGCGGCUUCGGUGCUUCGGUUUGAAAUGCGAUUUUAUAGCCGAAAACACAACGAAACAAACUGCGUUCACCGGCAAGGAAUCAAGUUACACUCCGGUGGUAAAUGAGCGCGGAAUCUGCGGCCAGAUGAGAGUCGGGAGAAAGUGAUUUUGGAGGCACUUUUGUUGCUCGGCUCUUUGUGCUGCAGCGUUACCCUUUUUGGAUAGAAAGGCCUCCAAGAUAGAUUCCCUCAGGAGUAAAGUGGACCUGCUGCGCCUCCCUCUGGCCCUCUCCACCAAGUCCAUCAGCAGUCGUAAGAGCCAGCUGGGCGUGGUCUGGGAGAAAGGCGGCGGCGGCUCGGGGGCAGGAGGGGCCCGGAAACCCCGCCCACCGCCAGCCUCCGACAUGGACAACGAGUCGACGUACUCGGGCUACUCCUACAAGUCGUCCCAGUCGAGAAGCUCCCGCAAACACAGGGAUAGGAGGGACAGACAUCGCUCGAAGAGCCGCGACAGCAGCAUCCGAGACAAAUCGGUGACCAUCCAGGCUCCGGGAGAGCCACUGCUGGACGCCGAGUCGACCCGAGGAGAUGAUCGGGAUGACAACUGGGGCGAGACCACCACGGUGGUUACAGGCACCUCCGUGGACAGCGUCUCCAACGAGGACCUGACGCGGAUGUCUAAGGACCUGGAGGAUUCCUCUCCGCUGCAGUGUCGGCGUUUCCUUGGCCCGGCGCUGGGUGGUGUUCUGGGGCUCUUCGCUCUGGUCACCCCUCUGGCUUUCUUGGCCCUCCCGCAGCUCCUCUGGCGGGACACACUGGAACCUUGCGGCACCCCGUGUGAGGGCCUUUACAUUUCCCUAGCCUUCAAGCUCCUCAUCCUCCUCAUCUCCACCUGGGCGCUGUUUCUCCGCCCGCCCAGAGCCACCCUGCCGCGCUUCUUCAUCUUCCGCUGCCUGCUGCUGGCGCUGGUGUUCCUCUUCGUGGCGUCCUAUUGGCUCUUCUACGGGGUGCGCGUGCUGGAGCCCAGAGAGACGGACUACCGGGGGAUUGUGGGAUACGCUGCCUCUCUGGUGGACGCGCUGCUGUUCAUUCAGUACCUGGCUUUGGUGCUGCUGGAGGUCCGACACCUGCAGCCCGCCUUCUGUCUGAAGGUGGUGAGGACCACAGACGGAGCCAGCCGCUUCUACAACGUGGGGCACCUCAGUAUUCAGCGUGCAGCAGUAUGGCUUCUGGACCAGUACUACAACGACUUCCCCAUCUACAACCCCGCCCUGCUCAACCUGCCCAAGUCCAUCCUCUCUAAGAAAAUGUCUGCCUUCAAGGUCUACAAUCUGGGCGAAGAGAACAGCACCAAUAACUCCACAGGCCAGUCCAGAACCAUGAUAGCAGCCGCUUCUCGAAAAAGAGACAACUCCCACACGGAGUAUUACUACGAGGAGGCAGAGGUGGAGCGGAGGGUCCGCAAACGUAAAGCCAGACUGGUGGUGGCGGUAGAAGAAGCCUUCACCCACAUCAAGCGUCACCAGGAUGAAGAGGGGGGCGUGUCUUCCCCCAAACACCCACGGGAGGUGAUGGACCCCCGGGAGGCCGCCCAAGCCAUCUUCGCCCCCAUGGCCCGGGCCAUGCAGAAAUACCUCCGUGCCACCAGGCAGCAGUCCUACCACAGCAUGGAGAGCAUCAUCAACCACCUGCAGUUCUGCAUCACCCACAACAUGACCCCCAAGGCUUUCCUGGAGCUCUACCUCAGCCCUGGUCCCACCCUCCAGUACCUGGACACCAGCAGGGGCCGCCAGUGGACCCUAGUGAGUGAGGAGCCCGUGACCUCCGCCCUGCGUCAGGGUCAGGUCUUCUCCCUGAGACGCCUCGACUUCUCCCUGGUUGUCACAGUGACGCCCCUCCCUUUCCUGAACCUUGGGGAGGAGUUCAUCGACCCCAAAAGACACAAAUUUGUCAUGAAGAUGCAGUCAGAGACGUCUGUGUAGGAGCAGGAUGAAAUAACAAGUCUUUAGGGUAUCUUUUUUUACCUUUUUUAUUAGUUAUUUUUCAUGUUUUUUUACUUUUGGUAAGCCCAAUGGCCGAAAUAUCAGGAAAUCACAGAGGAGAAGCAACAGAAUGAGUCAUCGCUGACCUUGUUCCUCAAAAAACCUAAAAUAAGUCAUAUGCCCUAUAACUGCUGACUGGUCACUUCUGAUAUUGCACUACAGACUGCUUCCAGUACCCUUGAUGCUGACAUUUUAGGGCUUUUUUUUAUGUGGUAUUUCAACACACUUUCAUUUCACAUUUUUUGACAUCGAUUGGACUUUAUUCAAGAGAAUAUACCACGGUACGAUGUGGUAAACGAGCAGUUCUUCAGACUCAAGCUCGCUGUUUUGUCCGAGCUGAUCCUACUUUUCUGUUUACUUGAACUUCCCGUUUGCUUUUGAAUUUGGCCUUUAAAUGUUACAUGGGGGCAAAAUUGAGCAUCCUUUUUAAGUGCCCUCGUCUUUUCUCACCUAUUGGACUGGAUUCUGUGUGAAUCAAACACAGGUGAAAGUGCGUCUUCUAUUUUUGAUUCGACUGCUAAAUGGACUUGAGAAUUUUCCACUGCAAGUUUGAAGUAAGAAACACUGGAUGGAUUUUAAUGCACUGAGGAUUUGUGCUUUUUGUAUUUCCUGCUCAGGUUGUGUUGAAUCAUCUACAGAAAUGCAACCCUGCAGGUGCAGUGAUGGAGCAGCUUAAGUCCAGUUACACUGGCUGCAACAUUUGUCACCUACAAGGUUGGAAUUGGACUCGAUGGACUCAAUUUAGCCAAGUGCCACCAAGGGGGUUCUUUUGGGCAGCUUCAUGUUGAUUAAUGUCUUUGAUAUUUUAAAGUGAGUGUGUAAAUUUCAGUGUUUUGGUACUGGAAAAAGCGGCCUACCGCCUCAUGGCUUUAGACCCAAAAGCUCCCGCCAUGUGAUCGACUAAAAUGUUUGAUAUUAGUAACAUUCUCAGCCUGAACUAAGACGGGGUCAAAUUGUAUUUCCCUUAAAAAUGUAAUCUUUACAAUUGCACUCCUAUAACCCUGUCCCACUCAUGAUGGACAGUCAUGCGAUUCCACACAUUGACUUGCCUUUGUUGUAGCUUUGCAACUACAUUGCCCACAAUGCAACUCUACCACCAACAGUUCAGUCAAAGAUUUGGACGCUAGUUGAAGCUAAUGCCUUAAAACGCUAUGCAACUAUUUUGUGCAGCCCGGAAAAACAAUCGAUGGUCUCUUAAUCGGGACACUUGCCCUUUUUGUUAAUUCAGUUAACGGGCAUCAUACGGUAUGUAUUGUUAAUUAGAGAUACCAAUUUAACCUUCCACAAAACCCCCUUAGAUUAUUAGUACUCAUUUUGCUUAAAUAAUUGAUCAGUAAUCAAAAUAGUUUCAGCUUUUAUUUGAUUAACUAACCAAUAAAACACUAAUCAUUCCACUUUUAGAGAAGUAGUUGGUGCUGUUUAUACUAGGGGUCAUCAGGGGCCCCUCUGAAGACGAAAGGGGCCACAACUUGUGUCUUUUGUCAGUCAAAGAUGUCCUUUUUUACACUACGGAUAGAGAUUGUCGUGCCACUCACAAGCAGUGUACUUUUCCUACGAUUGUAUUUUCGUGUGUUUUGAUGGAUCACUUUGUUGUACUCGAUCUAACACUCGUUGUGUUCUAAAGCAAGCUUGUUGUUUACUGUGCUUUUUUAGGACUGAGUUGAUGUAAAAGGUUUUUAAUAAAUGAUCUCAUACAAAAAUA
Molecule: messenger RNA, 3813 nt
Organism: Eleginops maclovinus (Patagonian blennie)
Lineage: Eukaryota; Metazoa; Chordata; Actinopteri; Perciformes; Eleginopidae
Gene: vangl2
Product: VANGL planar cell polarity protein 2
Exons: 8
Coding region: 474-2051 (525 amino acids)
Biological process (GO): Wnt signaling pathway, planar cell polarity pathway; multicellular organism development; establishment of planar polarity
Cellular component (GO): plasma membrane
Source: RefSeq, a predicted model, not a curated record